AAAUGGAGGAAACUUCUACAACCCUUGUUGAUUCCCCAACGAAUCGUGAUGAAUCAGAAAGUGCACAGAGAAUUCGAGAGCUCGAAGAAAUAGAACAAAUAAUUUAUUUCACCAAAAAGUUGAUUGUAAGGCUGCUAAGCAUCUCAGGCAAAGCAAUAAUGGGUUUAAGUCUCGAUGGUCAUGUUAAACAAGAAGAAUCUGAAUUCACAACAGUAACAGCGGCAACAGAAGCAUCUAAAGAAAUAGGAGUAAGAGUUGGUAGUGGUGAUAAUGUUGAUUUGAAAUCCACAAAAAUAGAAGUAAAACAACAGAUUAAUACAUUUAACAAAUAUUCUGAGGAGUAUCGUAAUUUGAUUGAGAAAAUUCAAAUCAAAUUACGGGAACAAUUUCGAGGUAUCAGAAUGAUGGGUAUAACAUCUGGUAAUGUUCCAUUUCGGGUGAUAACCUACGGCGAAGCAAAAGAGUACGAGAAUUGGGUGGGCGCUGUCAAAAUUCUACGCAAAGAAAUCGAAAAUACUUUAGAAUUGUGUACAAAAAAAGGUGAUAAUAGUGGUAGUGUAAUAGACACCAAAGCAGGAAUUGUUGCCUGGUAG
This is a messenger RNA of Ambispora gerdemannii, 593 nucleotides long. Lineage: Eukaryota; Fungi; Glomeromycota; Glomeromycetes; Archaeosporales; Ambisporaceae. The record is from the annotation of a GenBank genome assembly.